This is a messenger RNA of Orbicella faveolata, 962 nucleotides long. RefSeq names its product monocarboxylate transporter 12-like. Lineage: Eukaryota; Metazoa; Cnidaria; Anthozoa; Scleractinia; Merulinidae. Gene Ontology annotation, molecular function: transmembrane transporter activity. The record is from RefSeq and is a predicted model, not a curated record. Gene Ontology annotation, biological process: transmembrane transport.
UUUCUACAGUUUUAAUUAUAUUCUCAUGGCUCAUAAACAGGAUGGCAAAUGGUCGUGGUUCGUUUGUUUCUCGGCGACCCUUUCGUGGUUGGCCGCUUUGGGAUUUGUGUUUAGCUUUGGAAUUUUCUUUCCAGUAUUCAUGGAUUAUUUUAACGAAUCGAGAGAGAAAACGGCUUGGGUGGGUUCGCUUGCCAUGGCACUCAUGAAUUUUUCUGGUCUCGUAUCUGGAGCCCUCGUUAAAAGGUUCGGUUGCCGUGUCACCACUCUACUCGGGGGAUUGUUGUGUUCGUUAAGCCUCGGCCUCUCCUCCCUAGCGAAGAACAUUCUUAUGCUAUAUCUAACCUACAGUGUCCUGUAUGGCCUGGGCACUAGUUGUGUAUUGUCUGCAAGCCUCAACAUCAUCAGCAAGUACUUCAAAAAGAGGCGGUCAAUGGCGACUGGGAUUGUUACAUGCGGGCAAGGAGGAGGGGUCCUUAUCCUGGGUCCUCUUUUGCAGACCAUGAUUGACGCCUUUGGCUGGCAGACCACCUAUCAAAUAAUGGCCGGCGUGGUUCUAUCCCUGUGUUUGUCUGGACUCACCUACAGUCCUAAUGUAGAGAAUGAAGAUGCUGAUAAUGCUGUUGGUAAUACGGUUGUGGAAGUAGACGCGAAGACCAGCAAUACCGAGGGUGUCCAAAAUGAACAAGUUGGACAAGAAGGAGGGGCGGAAACGGGGACUUGUGUGGAAGAGAAGAAAGGAUACCAUUUUUUCUUAACUGUGUGGAAGGAACCCAAAUUCGUGGUCUUGGUCGUAUCAGCAUCUGUGGUGAUGUUUGGUCAUUUUGUGCCACAGAUUCACUUGGUAAAUAGUUUUUAGGACUUUUUCUCGCACCGUACGACGGACGAAUACGCGUAGGCACAUUUUCCUGCACCCGUGGCUACGAACAAACGCAAGCUCAGUGUUUAUCAGUCAUCAUAGAACG